GGGUUUGUUUCUUCAGCUUUUUGUUUAGAAUGACAUUGCUGUCAAGCCUUUACAUCCAGCUGCCCCCAAAACAACACGCUGCCAUGAUCUCUCAUUGGUUUUAUACACGUGUGCUUGUAUUGGGUCUUCAAUUGAGGUAAUGAUUUGUUCAGCAGCUUGCAAAUGCACGGAGUCCAGUUCAAUGGCCCGAUUGAUACGGCAGCAUCCUAAAGCACAGCUAUCCAUCGCGGAGGUUUGAGCAGAGCAGAGCCAGAGCAGAGAGGCAGCGAGGUGCAGGGAGAUACAGCGAUAGACAAGAACACACCAGAGAUUAUACUUGAUGCCCCUCUCGGCGAGAUGGUUGAGUCCACAUCAAGGUUGCUGCCGCUGCUGUGCUAUCCUCAAAUCCACUGUUCACUUUUAGCUUCGUUCUCAGCGUCUGGCAUAGCACUACGGAUUGCUGUCUCUGGCUGAAAAGGAAUACUUCCCAACCUAAAUACGUGUUUAGUUGUAAAUAUGAAAACUGUGCAUAGAGACGGAUACUACGCGGGAUCUAUCGAACUAUCUGACAUGAUCAAUAGAAGAAGCGUUAAAUGCUGCCGGACGGAUUUAGUUCAAUCUAGAACCAUGAGGAUUAGAACUGGAAUUAUAUUCUGGAAUCUCAUAUUUUCAAUGAUGUUCUCUUGUGUGAAAGGGUUCAUAAAUACGUGUGGAGGGACGUUAAAAGGCCAGAACGGAACCAUAGAAAGCCCGGGUUUCCCGUACGGAUAUCCCAACGGUGCCAACUGUACCUGGGUCAUCGUAGCGGAACAAAUGAACAGGAUUCACAUCGUUUUUCAAUCUUUCGCCGUGGAAGAGGAGUACGAUUUUUUAUCUUUGUAUGAUGGACACCCACAUCCGGCACACUUCAGGACGAGGUUAACAGGAUUUCAGAUCCCGCCUCCCGUCACCAGCACAGGGUCCAUAUUUUCACUACGGCUUACCAGUGACUUUGCAGUAAGCGCUCACGGAUUUAAGAUGGCUUAUGAAGAGUUAAGGAGCAGCGCCUGUGGGAACCCUGGUGUUCCACCUAAAGGCAUCCUAAACGGAACACGGUUCAACAUCGGGAACACGAUCCACUACAGGUGUGUGACGGGCUACGUGUUGGACGGUCACUCCCUCCUUACCUGUGUCCUCAACACAGGCAAUAUGGCCGUCUGGGACUUCCCUGUCCCCAUCUGCAGAGCUGAGAACACGUGUGGCGGUACGUUGAGAGGGUCCAGUGGGAUCAUCUCCAGCCCUGAAUUCCUCAGUGACCCGUCCAACGCUGGGGAAUGUAAGUGGACGGUGCUGGCUGACCCCGGAGACACCAUCUCACUGGUGUUCACUGACUUCCAGAUAGAGGACAAGCACGGCUCUCUGGAGAUAGAAGGAUCAGAGCCGCCCAGUAUCUGGUUAUCUGGUGUGAAUAUACCAGCACCCGUCAUCAGCAACAAGAACUGGCUAAGACUCCAUUUUGUGACCGACAGGGAUCAUCCCCAUAAAGGAUUUACACUUCAGUAUCAAGUGAAAAGCUCUGGUGAGCUGAAAUCCAGAGGAGUCAAGUUACUACCGGGAAAGGACAACAAUAACAAAUUGUCUUUGAUGAACGAAGGAGGAAUUAAACAGCUGUCCAAUUAUUGCCCGGAUCCGGGGGAACCUGAGAAUGGCAAACGCCGAGGCUCUGACUUCAGCAUUGGAGCGACGGCUCAGUUUACCUGUGAUGAGGACCAUGUGCUGCAGGGCUCCAAAACCAUCACCUGUCAGAGGGUGGCUGAGGUGUUCGCUGCCUGGAGCGACCACAGACCUGUCUGUAAAGUGAAAACGUGCGGAUCGACACUUCAGGGUCCAUCGGGGACGUUCACCUCUCCCAAUUUCCCCAUCCAGUACGAGAGUAAUUCCCACUGUGUGUGGAUUAUCACUGCUAGUAACCCCAAUAAGGUUAUCCAGGUCAACUUUGAGGAGUUUGACAUGGAGAUCGGCUAUGACUCAUUAACCAUCGGAGACGGAGGGCAAGUUGGAGACUCAAGAACUAUAAUACAAGUCCUGACAGGUAGCUUCGUGCCUGACCUUAUUGUCAGCAUGUCCCAUCAAAUGUGGCUGCACCUUCAGUCUGAUGAGAGCGUGGGAUCAAUCGGCUUCAAGAUCAACUAUAAAGAGAUUGAUAAGGAGAGUUGUGGGGAUCCAGGCACACCUCUGUAUGGCUUCCAGGAGGGCAGUGGGUUUCUGAACGGGAACGUGCUGCGGUUCGAGUGCCAGUUUGGCUUUGAGCUGAUUGGAGAGAGGAUGAUCACCUGUCAGAACAACAACCAAUGGUCUGCUAACAUCCCCAUUUGCAUAUUCCCAUGUUUCUCCAACUUCACGGCGGCCGUGGGCACUGUGCUGUCCCCUGACUACCCAGAGGGCUAUGGGAACAACCUGAACUGUGUGUGGAUCAUCAUCUCUGAACCAGGCAGCCGGAUCCACCUGGCCUUCAACGACUUUGACCUGGAGCCUCCAUACGACUUCCUCACCGUGAAGGACGGAGACCAGACGGGCUCGUCCAUCCUGGGGAGGUACUCGGGAGCCGAGGUGCCGUCUCACUUCACCUCCAACAGUAACAUACUGCAGCUGGAGUUCCAGGCUGACCACUCCAUGUCCGGAAGAGGAUUCAACAUCACCUACAGCACAUUUGGCCACAACGAGUGUCCGGACCCAGGCGUCCCUCUGAACGCCAGACGGUUCGGGGACAGUUUCCAGCUGGGUAGCUCUGUCUCUGUGGUUUGUGAGGAGGGUUUCAUCAAGACCCAGGGCACUGACACUAUCACCUGCCAGCUGGAAGGGGGCAAGGUCAUGUGGAGCGGACCCAUCCCUAAAUGUGAAGCCCCAUGUGGAGGCCACUACUCUGCUCCGUCCGGAGUGAUCCUGUCCCCAGGGUGGCCUGGAUACUAUAAGGACUCCCUCAGCUGUGAGUGGGUCAUCGAGGCGACGCCCGGACGCUCUGUCAAGAUCAGUUUUGACAGGUUCCAGACGGAGCUCAGCUAUGACUUCCUGGAGUUGCAUGAUGGUCCCAACCUGCUCUCGCCUCUGAUUGGCUCGUUCAACGGGACCCAGGUCCCACAGUUCCUGUUCAGCAGUAGUAACUUCAUCUACCUCCUCUUCACCACCGACAACAGCAGAUCCAACAGCGGCUUCAAGAUCUUCUACGAGAUUGUGACGUUGGACACAUCAUCAUGCAUGGACCCUGGGAUCCCGGUGAACGGCGUGCGGUACGGCCAUGACCUGGCCAUCGGGUCCACGGUGUCGUUCCAGUGCGACCAGGGAUACCGGCUCAGUCAUGAGGAACCGCUGGUCUGUGGGAAGAACCACUGGUGGAGUCAUCCUCUGCCCACAUGUGACGCAUCGUGCGGUGGGGACGUGAGAGGACCUGGUGGUAUCAUUCUGUCUCCUGGAUAUCCAGAACUCUACCCCAACUCUCUAAACUGCACCUGGACGGUGGAGGUCGGACAUGGGAAAGGGGUCCAGUUCAUGUUCCAUUCCUUCCACUUGGAAGAUCACCAUGACUACCUCCUGAUCACCGAGAACGGCAGCUUCGUCCUGCCUUUAGCUCGCCUCACCGGCUCCGAGCGCCCGGCGCCCGUCAACGCAGGCCUCUACGGGAACUACAAGGCUCAGCUUCGCUUCAUCUCUGACUUCUCUAUUUCCUUUCAAGGAUUCAACAUAUCUUUCUCAGAGUAUAAUCUGGAGCCGUGUGAGGACCCCGGGACCCCCAGGUUUGGCUGGCACACGGGCAUCAGCUUUGGCAUCGGGGACUCGCUGGUUUUCUCCUGCAAUACCGGCUAUCGCCUAAAGGGGGCGAGGGAGAUCUGGUGCCUGGGAGGUGGUCGCCGCAUGUGGAGUGCCCCUCUGCCAAGGUGUGUGGCGGAGUGCGGCUCAACCGUUUCCAACAGCGAAGGAGUUCUGUUGUCGCCCAACUACCCACUGAACUACGACAACAGCCACGAGUGUGUCUACAGCAUUCAGGUGGAGACGGGAAAGGGCAUCAACGUCUCAGCAAGCACUUUCCAACUGGCACAAGGAGACAUUCUCAAGGUCUAUGAUGGAGGGGACAGUGCUGCUGCUGUUCUGGGUACCUACACCGGCUCCACCAUGUUAGGCCUGGUCCUUACCUCCACCUCCAAUCACCUGUGGCUGGAGUUCUACUCAGACCAGGAGCACACAGCAGGGGGCUUCAGACUCAGCUACUCCAGUUUUGAUCUGUCUCACUGCGAGGAUCCCGGGGUGCCUCAGUUUGGGUUCAAAGUCAGCGACCAGGGGCACUUCGCUGGCAGUGCCAUCACGUACGGCUGUGACCAAGGUUAUUCCCUGCACGGAAGUGGCAUACUCAAGUGCAUGACCCGAGAGAGAAGAGCGUGGGACAACCAGCUGCCCUCAUGCAUAGCGGAGUGUGGCGGUAGGUUCAAAGGUGAGCCUACAGGCCGCAUCCUGUCUCCUGGAUAUCCCUUUCCUUACGACAACAACCUGCGCUGUACCUGGACCAUCACUGUCAACUCUGGCAACAUCGUCAGCCUCCAGUUCCUGGCGUUCGACACAGAGGCAUCUCACGACAUCCUGGAGGUUUGGGACGGACCAGCGGAAAAUGAGAUGUCUCUGAGGGAGGUGUCUGGCUCCCUGCUCCCCGAGGGGAUACACAGCACCCUCAACGUCGUCACCGUUCAGUUCCAGACUGACUUCUACAUCACCAAGUCUGGCUUCGCCAUCGACUUCUCAAGUUCAGUGGCGACAGCCUGCAGAGAUCCAGGCCUGCCUAUGAACGGCAGUCGUCACGGAGAUGGGAGAGAACCAGAUGAUACGGUGACCUUCUCCUGUGAUCCAGGAUAUGAGCUGCAGGGAGAGAGCAAGAUCACCUGCAUCCAAGUGGACAACAGAUACUACUGGCAGCCCAGCCCUCCCAGCUGCAUUGCUCCCUGUGGGGGUAAUGUAACAGGAUCAUCAGGAUUCAUCCUCUCCCCCAACUUCCCCCUCCCCUACCCGCACAGCAAAGACUGUGAUUGGCUGAUCGCUGUCCACUCAGACUACGUCAUAUCACUGGCUUUUAUCAGUUUCAGUAUCGAGCCCAACUACGACUUCCUGUAUAUCUACGACGGACCAGACAGCAACAGUCACCUGAUUGGUAGUUUCCAGGACAGCAAGCUCCCAGAGAAGAUAGAGAGCGUCUCUAACUUUAUGCACCUAGCCUUCCGUAGUGACGGCUCAGUGAGCUACCAAGGCUUCCAUCUGGAGUAUAAAGCUAAACUGCGGGAGGCUUGCUUUGACCCGGGGAACGUUAUGAACGGGACAAGCCUCGGGAACGACUACAAGCUGGGCUCCACGGUGACGUUCAGCUGUGAGGCAGGAUAUCUAUUACAAGGCCACUCCACACUGACCUGUGUGAUGGGAAACAGCAAGAGGCCUGAGUGGGACCGAGCCAGGCCCAGCUGUCAAGCGCCGUGCGGAGGCCGCUCGACAGGGUCAGAGGGGACCGUCCUGUCCCCAAAUUACCCCCGUAAUUAUACCCAGAGUCUGACCUGCGUCUACCACAUCUUUGUCCCCGGGGACUUUGUGCUGUUUGGCCAGUUUGUGGUGUUUCAGACGUUGGUGAGUGACGUUGUAGAAAUCUACGACGGCCCGACUCCAGACUCUCCUGUCCUCUCGUCCAUCUCCGGCUCUCACUCAGGAGAGACUCUACCUUUAAGUUCUGGGAACAAAAUCACCGUCAAGUUCACCACCGCGGGUCCAGAGACAGCCAAGGGAUUCCACUUUGUUUAUCAAGCUGUCCCCAGGACCAGUGCAUCUCAGUGCAGCUCUGUGCCAGAGCCCAGGUUUGGGAAGCGGAUAGGAAACGACUUUGGCAUUGGCACGGUGGUGCUGUUUGAAUGCAAUCCAGGCUACGCUCUGCACGGCGCCACUGCCAUCAGGUGUGAGGCCAUCCCGAACACUGUGGCUCAGUGGAACGGCACUGAGCCCACCUGCGUAGUUCCCUGUGGAGGACUGCUGACAUCUCGUAAGGGGACCAUCCUUUCUCCUGGUUACCCAGAGCCCUACGCCAACUAUCUCAACUGUAUCUGGAAGAUCUCUGUGCCAGAGGGAGCAGGCAUCCAAAUCCAGGUCGUAACUUUUGCCACGGAACACAACUGGGACUCCUUGGAUUUUUUUGACGGCGUCGAUGGCAACGCGCCAAGGCUUGGCAGCUAUUCAGGUACGACCAUCCCCCAGCUCCUGAACAGCACCUCCAACAACAUCUACCUGACCUUCCAGUCCGACAUCAGUGUGUCUGCAGCAGGCUUCCACCUGGAGUAUACAGCAAUAGGUUUGGAUUCAUGCCCAGAACCUCAGCCUCCCCUCAAUGGUGUCAAUGUGGGCCAGCGCUUCACUGUGGGGGACAUGGUUUCCUUUCAGUGUGACCAAGGCUACUCUCUGAAGGGUAAUGAAUACAUAACGUGUAUGCCAGGGCCCGUCAGACGAUGGAAUUACCCCGUACCUCUGUGCUUAGCUCAGUGCGGAGGCUCUAUGACAGACUUCAGUGGUGUGAUCCUGAGUCCAGGCUUCCCAGGGAAUUACCUCAGCAGUCUGGACUGUAGCUGGAGCGUACAGCUCCCCGUAGGCUUCGGCAUUCACCUGCAGUUUCUAAACUUCUCUACUGAAGCGGUGCAUGACUAUCUGGAGGUGCUCAGCGGGAGUUUGGAGACGGGUUCUGUGAUCGACAGGUUCAGUGGGUCCGUUGUGCCCGGCUCUCUGUUCAGCACCACACAUGAAACCAGCUUCUUGUUCCACAGUGACUACUCCCAGAACAAACCUGGCUUCCACAUCAUCUACGAGGCCUAUGAGCUCCAGCGCUGCCCUGACCCGAGGCCGUUCCGUAACGGCGUGGUGAUAGGCCGAGACUUCGGUGUGGGCCUGACCAUCUCGUUUGAAUGCCUGCCAGGUUACACCCUGAUAGGAGAGGUCUCACUCACCUGCCUGCAUGGGGUCAGCAGAAACUGGAACUACCCUGUACCAUGCUGUGAAGCCCAGUGUGGUGGUAAUAUAACGUCUCUGAACGGGACCAUCUAUUCUCCCGACCACCCAGCAGAGUACCCUAACUUCCAGGACUGUGUGUGGAGUGUACGGGUUCCCCCAGGGAAUGGCAUCUGCAUCAACUUCACCGUUCUCAAUACUGAACCCAUCUACGACUACAUCACCGUCUGGGACGGCCCUGACCAAGGAUCUCCUCAGAUUGGUCAGUUCAGUGGGAACACGCCCCAGAAAGAGGUCUAUACCACAGCCAAUCAUGUCCUCAUCAAGUUCCACAGUGAUUUCAGCACUAGCGGGUUCUUUGUACUUAGUUACCAUGCAUACCAACUGAGAGUGUGUCAGUCUCCUCCAGCUGUUGCCAACGCAGAAGUCCUCACAGAACAUGACGAGUUUGAAAUAGGGGACAUUAUCCGGUACCAGUGCCUGCCAGGGUUCACCCUGUUGGGCUCGGAGAUCCUGACGUGCAGGCUGGGGGAGAGGCUCCAGAUGGACGGCCCUCCACCUCUCUGCCAAGUACAAUGUCCUGCUAACGAGGUCCGCUUCGACUCCACGGGGGUGAUCCUGAGUCCCGGCUACCCAGACAGCUACCACAACCUCCAGACGUGUUCCUGGCUCAUCAACGUAGAGAAGGGCUACAACGUCACCCUCCACUUCCAGCUCUUCCAGACAGAGAAGGAGUUUGACAUCCUGGAGAUAUUUGACGGUCCUAACAUCUACAGCCAGAGCCUGGCGUCCCUCAGCGGUGACAUCACCACGCCCUUUAACCUCACGACCUCUGGUCAUCAGCUGCUUCUGCGCUGGUCGUCUGACCACGGCACCAACAGGAAGGGCUUCCACGUCAGAUAUGUGGCGAUGUACUGCAGUACUCCAGACUCCCCCCAGCAUGGUUUUGUAGUGAGCCAGACAGGAGGGCAUCUCAACAGUGUGGUGCGUUGGGGCUGUGACCGGGGCUACCGGCUCAUUGGAAAGGCCACAGCUGUCUGUAAGAAGACGGCCUUUGGGUAUUAUACCUGGGACUCAACGAUACCUGCAUGUCAAGCCGUGGCGUGUGGCGUGCCCACUGCUCCGCUGAAUGGAGGCGUCCAGGCUGUUGAUUACUCCGUGGCAGCACGUUUAACCUACUUCUGCAACAACGGCUUCAGGCUCUCCUCCAAGGAUCUCACCGCCACCGUCUGCCAGCCUGACGGCACAUGGAGCAACCACAACAAAAUACCUCGCUGCCCAGUGGUGGUCUGCCCCAGUCUGGGCUCCUUCUCUCUGGACCACGGGAAGUGGACCAUCGUCAACGGGUCCAGCUAUGAGUUCAGAACCAAGGUGGUCUUCAGCUGUAACCCGGGUUACUACCGGAUCGGUCCCGCUCACAUCCAGUGCCUGGCCAAUGGGGCGUGGAGCUGGCGGAACGAACGACCUCGAUGCAGAAUCAUUUCCUGUGGAGAGCUGCCCACUCCUCCUAAUGGGAGAAAGAUUGGAACUCAGACUACCUUUGGAGCUUCCGCCAUCUUCAGCUGCAUCCCUGGAUACAUCCUGGUGGGCUCCACCGUGAGGGAGUGCAUGCUGUCAGGACUGUGGAGCGGCACAGAGACUCAAUGCCUAGCUGGUCACUGCGGUAUCCCGGAGCAGAUUGUGAACGGUCAAGCGAUAGGGGAGAACUUCGGAUACAGAGACACCGUGGUCUACCAGUGUAACCCUGGCUUCAGACUCAUAGGAUCCUCGGUCCGCAUCUGCCAGCAAGAUCACCUCUGGUCUGGACAGCUGCCGCUGUGUGUCUCAAUCACAUGUGGCCAUCCAGGCAGUCCCAUCUAUGGGAGAACUACAGGGGACGGAUUCAACUACAACGAUGUGGUCAGCUUCUUCUGUAACCAAGGUUACGUACUGGAGGGAGUGUCCAGAGCCCAGUGCCAGGCGAGUCGCCAGUGGAGUCAACAGCCACCUACGUGUAGAGUGGUGAACUGCACAGACCCUGGCAUCCCGGCUAACUCCAUCAGGGAGAGUAAGAUAGAGCACGGUAACUUCACCCUGGGCAGUGUGGUGUUCUACACCUGUAACCCUGGAUACUACCUGUUCGGUUCCUCUGCACUGACCUGUCAACCUAUUGGCCACUGGGACAAACCUCUACCUGAAUGUCUUGAGGAGGACUGUGGGAACCCUGGCUCUCCUCCCUACGGUACCAUGGUUGGGGACAAGUUCUCGUUUGGCUCCACGGUGCAGUACUCCUGUUCAGGGGACAGAGAGCUGAUUGGAGAGUCAUCACUCACCUGUCAAAUCAAUGGACACUGGAGUGGACCCAUACCUCACUGUUCAGGAGACUCUGUAGGCAGCUGUGGGGACCCUGGUACACCCGUCCAUGCAAGCAGAGAGGCCAGCAACUUCUAUCUGCGUAGUAAAGUCCGCUUCACCUGCGCUGUGGGCCACACGCUGUACGGCUCAGCUGAGAGGAUCUGCUUUCCCAAUGGGACCUGGUCUGGGAGACAGCCCUUCUGCAAACCGGUGUACUGUGGUAACCCGGGGACACCUGCUCACGGCCGUAUUUUCCGGGUCGACGGUACGACCUUCACCCACUCUGUAGUCUACUCCUGUAUGGAUGGAUACCUCCUCUCAGGCACGCCCACCAGACACUGUCUGGCCAACGGCACCUGGUCUGGCACCGCUUCUAACUGCACCAUGAUCAGCUGUGUUGACCCAGGUGUUCCUGCUAAUGGUCUGAGGUUUGGAGAGGACUUCACUGUGGGCCACAACGUCACCUUCAUGUGCCAGCCUGGCUACCUGAUAGAGGCAGGCGGGGCCACAACGCGCACCUGUACCCACAAUGGCACCUGGAGCGCCACCACGCCCAUCUGCAAAGUGGUGACCUGCCCUCCGCCUCCUCCCAUCCACAACGGGCUCCUGGAGGGCUCCGUGUUUGAGUGGGGUACCAGCGUGAGCUACAGCUGCCUGCCCGGGUACGAGCUCUCCUUCCCGGCUAUCCUCACCUGUGUGGGCCUGGGCUCCUGGAGAGGAGAUCUGCCUCAGUGUCUUCCCAAGUUCUGUGGAGACCCUGGUACCCCAGCCAAGGGGAAAAGAGAAGGACGAAGUUUAAUCUACAAGUCAGAGGUUACCUUCAGCUGUAGCGCCCCCUAUGUCCUGGUGGGGUCAACUACACGCAUCUGUCAGGACGACAGCACCUGGAGCGGCUCUCAGCCACGAUGCAUAGAACCAUCCAGGACGACCUGUGAGAACCCAGGAACACCUGAAUACGGCUCCAUGAACAUCAGCCUGGGGUUCAAGGUGGGCAGUAAGGUGGAGUUCCAGUGCCAGCAGGGCCACCUACUCCAGGGUUCCACCACCCGACUCUGCCUGUCUGACCUCACCUGGAGCGGCUCUCAGCCAACAUGCAUCCCCCAUUCGUGUAAGCAGCCCAAGUCCCCUCCCAAUGCAGACGUGGUUGGAAUGGAGCUGGCUCCGUAUGGCUACACCCUGCUCUACUCCUGCCAGCCUGGCUUCAUCCUGUCUGGGGGGUCAGAACACAGGGUCUGCAGGUCUGAUGGAAGCUGGACCGGUAAGGUCCCCAUCUGCAGAGUGGGCUCCAAACAGACGGAGAAACCUACCACAACCUUACAGGGAACGCCAAGCCCCAACAUACACGUCCCUGAUGACGUCUUCGCCCCUGAUUUCAUCUGGAGAGGCUCCUAUGAUUAUAAGAGUCAGAAACAACCGAUGACUUUGACAGUCACUCAUUUUAAUAGCAGCACGGGAAUAGUGAACGCGACGCUAAACGACAGCAACGCGGAAUUCCUGCUCUCUGGAGUGUAUAAGAACCGCGAGGCCAGGUUAAUGCUCCUGCUGUACCACAUGAAAGCCCUGGCCCACAGCACGUAUAGCCGGGUUACCGAGGAGACCUGGGCUAUGGAUGGUUUUGUCUCAGCUGAACCUGACGGGGGCAGUUAUGUAUUCCAAGGCUUCAUCCAGGGGAAAGACUAUGGACAGUUCGGGCUGCAGAGACUAGGUAUGAAGGUGAGAGAGAUCAACAUCACAACUGCAGGUCCUCCUCAUGUCUCCAACAGCAGCUCUAUGGUCAUAGCCAUCCUGGUACCUUUCUUUGGCCUCGUGUUGGCAGGCCUGGGAUUCUAUCUCUACAAACAACGGAAAACAGAUCAGACCCAGUACACCGGCUGUUCAGUCCACGAGAACAACAACGGCCAGGCGACGUAUGAGAACCCCAUGUACGACACCAACACCAAGUCUGCGGAGGGGAAAGUGGUUCGCUUCGACCCCAACCUCAACACCGUAUGCACUGUGGUUUGAAGAUGUGUGUGUGUGUGCCAAACGCACCGGGGUUUGACAGGAAAGCUUGUUCAGAAAUGCAGCACUGGGUUUGAUGCAACACUGCACCGUGGUUUAAUGAUGCUGUCUGACGAACGGAAUUCCCCGAGAGUUCUUUUGGUUUAAAAAAAAAAAAAUGGGAUAUCUUGUCUUUUAUAAUAUCUCUCUGCAACGAGUUUCUGAAGACGGCACAGCACCGCCUCGGGAAACAGGAAGGCAAAGCACACCUUCAGGAACAAGAGUUGUGCGUGUUGUGGAUGAUGGACGGGGUGAGUCAGCAAGCAGAAUGAGACGGUCCUCUUUUUAAAAUGCAUCUUCACCUGAUUGGGUGAAGUUAUUCCUACCUGCGCUCUGAGAGUGAUGCUAUGUGAAUAAUGCCGUUCCCGACAUGUUGGUACACAAGAGUCGUUUGCGCUCCAGUCAACGCAAACAAUGGAGCGUCGUUAAGGCAACAGUCAACGCAAACAAUGGAGCGUCGUUAAGGCAACCAAAUGGAACCCUAGUCUUUUCCGGAUGGAAGUUAUCAGAGCUGGGUUCAAAUACUAUUCAAAUUCCUUUAGCCUUCGCUCUAGUCUGCCCCAGAGUGGUGGAGGGGGUUUGUCCUUUUGCGAUUAUUCUAUUUGGUUCAAUUGCGACAAGUAAAGCUCAAUAAAGCCCAAAUACUGUAAAAUAUUUUAAAUGAUAUCGAUCGAUUGAUUUGAUGUUACAGGACAUAUUUAAAAUACAUAUAGAGUUGACUCAUUCGUCUGAUCACAACAAUACAAUACAAAUGUAUCAAAUCUUACUUGAACC
Oncorhynchus mykiss (rainbow trout) is the source of this 12120-nucleotide messenger RNA. The record is from RefSeq and is a predicted model, not a curated record. NCBI's taxonomy places the organism in Eukaryota, Metazoa, Chordata, Actinopteri, Salmoniformes, Salmonidae.